This is a messenger RNA of Lodderomyces margitis, 1080 nucleotides long. RefSeq lists its product as uncharacterized. The coding region runs from base 1 to 1080 and encodes 359 amino acids. Gene Ontology annotation, biological process: carbohydrate metabolic process; pentose-phosphate shunt. Lineage: Eukaryota; Fungi; Ascomycota; Pichiomycetes; Serinales; Debaryomycetaceae. The record is from RefSeq and is a predicted model, not a curated record. The transcript has a single exon. Gene Ontology annotation, molecular function: 6-phosphogluconolactonase activity.
AUGACUACUACUGUCCCCAUAAUUUACUCAUUCCCUGAGUUUCUUGGAGUCGCAGAAGCAGUGGCAGACUUGAUCAUUUCAUCUCAGAAUCAAACUUUAUACAACACCACCGACCUAAAACAAAUUGCUUUAAUUAAAGCAGGCCAAGUAAAACGUCCAUCUGUCAAUAAAACAAACAGUUCACUUUCAAUUUCUCUUAAUCAGAGUCACAAUGGCAAUGGCAACGGCAAUGGAUCCACCGGCAGUAGUGGUGCCACACUAAGUGCUAGCAAUAGUCAAUCGACGGCCAACUUGAAUCCAGUUACACCAUCAGCAUCAUCAACCAACUUGGCUGCCAACAAUAAGAUCAAAAAGGAAAAGAAAAUCUUGAAGAAGCAAGAGAUUAGGUUCAAGAUUGCCAUUAGUGGUGGUUCCUUAAUUAAAAUUUUAAAUCAAGGAUUAUUAACUAGACAAGAAUUUAUUGAAUGGGAUAAAUGGGACAUCUAUUUUGCUGACGAAAGAUUAGUACCGUUUGACAGUCCCGAUUCUAAUUAUGGACAAGCCAAGUUGGAAAUAUUUGAUCAUAUAAAGGGAGAUAAACAACCACGAAUUUUUCACAUCGAUGAGUCGUUAAUUGACGACCCGCAAGAAGCUGCCGAUGAUUAUGAAAAGCAAUUGAUACAACAAUUUGCCAAAAAGGACUCGGUCAAAUUGCCCAUGUUUGAUUUAUUAUUAUUGGGUUGUGCACCCGAUGGCCAUAUUGCUUCAUUGUUCCCCAACCAUGGCGAAAGUUUGAGAGAAAAGUUGGCUUGGUGUAUACCAGUAUCAAAUGCUCCGCUGGGUCCAUCAAACAGAAUCACUUUGUCCAUACCGGUUAUAUGCCAUGCUGCCAGAGUUGCUUUUGUUGUUGAAGGAUUAACUAAAGCCCCCAUUAUCAAGACCAUAAUGGAAAGACCGGAAAAGGGAUUACCCAGCUCAAUUGUGAAUGAGGGAGCUGCUGGUAGAGUGAGUUGGUUUGUUGAUGACGCUGCAUUGAAUGAUUUAUUUGAUAUUACCAAGAAGAAGUAUAAAUAUCUAUCAAUCCCUGAACCAAUUCACUGA